CGAUCUUCGCUGUUCAAACCAGAGAAAGAACUCCAGCCAAUAGACAACUCCCGACGACAACCAUGUGGCAAUUUCCACCCCACGAUCCUCGUUAUCGUUAAAAAAGAAAGAUCCUGAUCAUCUCUACAAGACCCGUGCAGAGCAACAACCAAUACUGCUGAGAUAGGAGCAGUUGUCAAGGGCGUUUGCCACUGAUCCUCCCUUUCAUCAAGGGUCGAUAUCUGUUUGGUGCUGAAGUUAGUUGACGGCUGCCUUUGCCCAGAGAUUUUCAGGAUGGUUUUUCCACAGAGAGGAAGCGCUGCUUUGGCGUUGCUGGUCACCUUCGUGUUAGCAACGGCAUCCCUGGUAUCUGCUUUUUCGAAUCAGGCAAGGUUGACUGAUUAUUCCUUUUUGAAGUACGAAGAGAAGCUAGGACCCCGACACCAUGUUCCAGCCCACUCCAGGGGCUUUGAAAUGCGACUCUACGCGCCCAGUGUACUAGACGGUCGUCCAGCAGCAGCAGGAGCUCGCAGUACCCGAAGGAGCGUCAGUAGCUUGUCGGCCAUUCCAGAAAUUGAAAGAUGGCGCAUUUUGGAAGGAGGCAGUGUUCAAGGCUUUGUCAAGAAUCAUCCUGUCAUUAAAAAUGGAGAUAUCAUAACAACCAGCGCCCUCAAAGCACCCAAUGCGGUGGGUAGUCAAAUGAUUGUCACCACCAGUUCUGGCACAAAAUACAAACUGUUGGAGCCGUUGAAAAAGGACAACAAAAAGGGAACUUUCACCAUGAACAAGAGGUUUUCAGCCAAAAAAUCUCCCAGCGUCAAGUUGAGUGGCAAUGUUCCCCUUGUGGAUGAUUGGAAAUUGCUCGACAACGAUAGUGUGCAAGGCAUUGUGUUCAACCACCCCACCAUUCCUGAUGGUCAAAUAUUGGUCACGUCUACCCUAAAGAAUCCAAAGGGAGCCAAUUCCAAGGCAGUUGUUAACACCGUUUCAGGAAGCCGAUACCGAUUGGGUCAGCCGGAAUUUGCGGCCGAAGUGGCUAACAGUGGUCCGGCUGCGGCUCCUGCCAAGCCAGCCGAGGCCAAGAAAAGCAGUGGAUUCAGUUUCUUUGGCGGUGGUGCUCCCAAGAAGACAACAGCUCCACCACCACCAACUCGUGCGUCCACUCCAAACGGUGCAGCUGCUCCAGCAAAGCCCGCUGCAGAAGAUGAAAAGGAACUGCGACAGAGACGUGUUCAAGCUCAGCGCACCUAUGGCCUGAGUGGGGAAACACUGGGAGAAAACGGCCAGUAUCUCUUGGCAGGACAACCCAUGAAGAGUACAUCUGGCAAGUCCCUCAUCUUUCGAGCAUACAGGGGCGAUGACAAUGGUUUGCCCAUUGGAGAUGUAGACACCGAUGCCAUUACCAUCAAGAUCUCCACCAACAGUGAAUCUAUCGAACGAGAGGCUGGCAAUUAUCGCGCGAUUGCACAAUCUGGAUUUACUCGAGGACAGUUUGUUCAGUUUUUGGAGUAUUUGCCCGGUGACAAGCUAAACUCUAGCAUGGGUCGCAGUAAGAGCCAAAGUGCAUUGGUAAUCGAACGCGGAGAGGAAGAUCUAAAGACAUAUCUGGCUAGGCGACGAGAUGAAGGAGGAUUGUCGGGUAAAGAGUUGAGAGAGGCGGCUGCGGCUGCCAUCCAAUGCAUUCAGGCCGCGCACAGUAGUGGCUUGGUAUGGACAGACAUGAAAACGGAGAAUUUCGUAGUAACUCGAGCUGGCGAAUUCAAGGGAAUUGAUCUCGAAUCAGCAAUGCCAAUCAACGGAAACCCCGUAGACUACUCUCCUGAAGCUUGUCCUCCUGAGUUUGCCCAGGCUUUCUUGGCGGGUGAAGGUCCUUACUUCACUCUGCAACCAAACUAUGACAUGUGGAGCUUCGGAAUGAUGUGUUAUGAAAUGGCUACAGGAGCAGGGUACUUUGACAACAAGUCUCCGAUUCAGAUCACGCGAGCACUAUCCAAUAUGGAGUCUUUUGAGGUCCCGGAUGACGUUGAACUGGAUGGUAGAAUGAAGAGCUUGAUUGAAGACUGCCUGCAAGUUGAUCCGAAAAAGAGACCGUCGACGGCGCAGGUUUUGCUACACCCCUACUUCUUGACCACUGGAUUUGGACCCUUUAGUUUCUAACUUACAUCAAUAGUUUGGACCAAAACGAAGUAGUGACCCAACGAUGAAAGAGCACCCCCAAAAUGCUUACAUGUUGGUGGUCGGAUUGAAUGGUCUGUUUUAGCACAACAACACGCGAUGAAUUACACCGCUUGCUGCCUUCUAUGAAGUAGAACAUUAUGCCACACAAGGUGUAAGUUCUAUUCUCGACACUGCUUGUCCGGUUGUAUACUAUCCGCUACGGUACAUGACAAACAAAGGCCGACAUCAUUUCCUGGUGACAGACCGGUGCAUGAUGGCUGCAUCGAUGAUUGAUUCACGUGACCCUCCAAGCUGCAAGAAAGCACUUGAAAUGAAGAGCUCUCUUGCAUUUGCUUGGGACGGUACAAUCGAGUGCGUCAUUGUCCAUAUUUCGAAGACAACGGGAACAACGAAAACAACUAGAACAGACUUCAUUGACGAGAUAUCAAAUCACGACGAUCAGACUUCAUUGACGAGAUAUCAAAUCACGACGAUCAGACGAGCUUCCAUUACAAUAAAUCUGUCUACUAGUGGUAGAAUAAAUAGCUUGUGGUGGUAAAGUUGGGGCCUCAAGAAGUUUCCCUUCCUUCCAAACCGUGCUUAUUUUGAAAGGAUAGCAUCCUUGGCAGAGUCAAACGGUUUAGGAAGAUUUGCGACGGGGGAACCCUCACUUUCCUUCUUCACCCACGACGUUGCCUGCUUCAGAGCCACUUUGCCAAUAAAGUUUAUGAUAGGUUUGGGGACAGAUCCAGCCAUCUUAAUAUCACAGGCAUAGAAAACACGUGUGCAAUCAGGUUUGGAAGGGUGUUCCGCGACAUGCCAGUGUCCAGACACAUCAUCAAAAUCACUAGUCUUGUCAUAGUCCAAAGUCCAAGUCAUGGAUCCUUCUCUGGGGUGGAAAGUGUGAUCAUAAAAAGAUGUGUACUGAAGAGUUCGAGAGAGUCAGAAGAGAGUCAGAAAUUUUCUCAAUCCUAAGCAAGGUCUUCAAAGAUCAACUGGCUAUAUAGUGUUGAUCUGUUUUGUAUAAAACUCACCUUGUAUCCCGGCAUAACACCCAUGACCAUCUUGGUCUUGAUCUGGUAUUUUCCAUCCUUUUGAGGUGCCACUUUGUAGUUCUUGGAUUCCAAUACUUUGGCCACCUUUUUCUUGUAGUUGUCAAGGUCCAAAAUCUGGCUCCAGACAGCAUCUAGUGGCGCUUGGAUAUCUUGAACACAAAUGGCGCCCCCAGCUGGAUUAGGAUCGUUUGGGUCUGGCAUGGAUUGCUUCAUUACUGAUUUUCCUUCGGCGAGUUUCUUUUCUUCGCUCUUAUUCAAGGAAAGGCCCUCAAAUUUACCUGGUUUGUAGGGAGACAAAACAGGACCAUGGCCAUGGGGCUUAUUGUAGUCUUUCUUGGCAAAGGCGGACGAAUAAAGGACCAGUAGAAGUGCGGUGAAUAAAAGUCUUGUCAUGGUGGUGGAACGGUAGUUGCAGUAUUUCUUGGCUGAUGGUAAUUAGUAGUGAUGUAGCACUUUAGUUUUCAGCGAAGCAAGAAGGAUAGAUUUGUGAUGGAUAGCCUCGCUCUCGUCUUUUACGGCUGUUUUCAGAUUGUCUACGACGUGCCUCUUUGAUGAGGGGUGUGUUGUGUGUUGCCGACCGCUGAUGUCGUAUCUUUUGGCAAAUCAUUGGAUUUCGUUGUGGGCUUGAGUUCAGAUCUUGCUUGAUGGCAGCCAAACGAUGACGUAAGAGCCCGAUCACGAAUGAAAUCAGUUCGCGUUUUGCAACGGUCAA
This is a messenger RNA of Seminavis robusta, 3903 nucleotides long. Lineage: Eukaryota; Bacillariophyta; Bacillariophyceae; Naviculales; Naviculaceae. The record is from the annotation of a GenBank genome assembly.